UAAUUCACAUUACUCUUGAAAUUUUAAAUUUCUGAAUUAUUACUGUUUUAAGGAGUUAGAUUAUUUUCAGUAGUAAAUUAUGAAUAAUUUAUUUAGGUUUACUUUUUUUCUAAAUUCUAAGUAAAUAAUUAUUUUUAUUAAAAUUCUAACUCUUUCUUACUUUAUAUCAAAGGUGAACUUUCUGUAUUUGUGCUUAUUUAGCUUUCUCUUUGCUUUUGUGAUUCAUAUUCUUGCAUGUAUUUAUUUAUUAUCAUGUCUAUUGCUUAUAUGCUUUAAGCAUCUAAUUCACUAUCUUAAAAACAUAAAUAACACUUCAUUUCUAUUGUAUCUAUAUUUUUUCCUUACUAUGCUUGUUACUUUUUUACUCUACCCUCACCUUUAAAUACACUCACUGCCAUACAUUCUAAACAAAAAUUAUGA
Messenger RNA from Ichthyophthirius multifiliis, 420 nucleotides. RefSeq lists its product as hypothetical. The annotation marks the transcript as partial. The record is from RefSeq and is a predicted model, not a curated record. The transcript has a single exon. Lineage: Eukaryota; Ciliophora; Oligohymenophorea; Hymenostomatida.